UCAGUCGUUCAUGCUCAAACAAGUCAAUAUUUAAAUAUGUGCGAAAACAUCCCAAGUCAACGAUAGUCUGUGGGGAUAUCAAGGCCGAAUGCAUUCUCCGUUUCCAAGCAGCGGGGAGUGAUGGGGUAAAGCUUGGAUGGGCAUUGGAAUCAUGGGGCAACAUAUUGAGCUGACAGUUGAAAGAGACGGGGUAGAAUGGCAGUGUGCCGCGAUGGGGUAUAGAAUAGGACUGUUUCAUUGAGGCUUGAGUCGAAUACAAGAUGUCAAGGGACGGCUCAAGAACGAUUUCCACUUUAGGCUACCCGAACAGAGAGGCUGUGCGAAUUAAAGUCAAGAAAUAUGAGGAUGACCAGGAGCCCGAGUACCGCAAGUUCAGCGUCGACCCGCAGAUCACCACAUACAGCAUUCUCAGAUGCCUCCUCUCCAGAGCAUUCGAACUGAAAGGGGAAUUCGCCAUAACCUACAUGGCUAUUGAUGACUUUGGAGAAGAAACAUUCCUGGCUUUGCUGUCGGACUGGGACCUUGAUGCGGCCUUUCUCAGCGCCUCCGACCCGUACCUGAACCUGCGGCUGGAGGUGCGUCCGUUCGACGUGAGCGGCGGCUGGGAGCCGGAGGCCGGCCUGGACCUGACCCAGCUGCGCAAGCCUUCGGCCGAGCUGCGCCCCCUGCCGGCGCCCGGCCGGCUGCUCGGACUCGGCAGCGUGCUCAACCAGGUGCAGAACACGUUCAGUUUGAUGUCGCGCGCGCUCAACAUGGGCGACGAGAGGGCGAGCGCGCCGGCCGCUGCGCCGCCGCUCACCGACACAGAGUUCCACAACUACCUGGAUACGGUCGGCCGGCUGGUGCAGCCCAAGGAGCUCCGCGUCGCCAUCUACCGGGGCGGCGUGGUACCCACGCUGCGGAAGGUGGUGUGGAAGCACCUGCUGAACAUCUACCCGGAGGGCAUGACGGCCCGGGAGAGGAUCGAGUACGUGAAGCAGAAGUCCACCGAAUACAGGGAGCUGCGCGACUGCUGGAUGAAGAUGGUGCAGGAGGGCAGAUCACGGAGGAGAUCCAGCAUGAGCACCAACAUGGUGAAGAAGGACGUGCUGCGCACAGACCGCCACCUUCCCUUCUUUGCCGGUGGGGAUGACAACAUCAACGUCGUCGCGCUCUUCAACAUCCUGACCACGUACGCGCUCAACCACCCGUCCGUUGGCUACUGCCAGGGCAUGAGCGACCUGGUGUCGCCAGUGCUGUACGUGCUGCAGAACGAGGCGCAGGCGUACGUCGGCUUCUGCGGCCUCAUGCGCCGGCUCAAGCCCAACUUCGACAUGGAUGGGCUGGCGAUGACGGUGCGUUUUCAGCAUCUGACGGAGGCGCUGCAGUUCUACGACCCCGAGUUCUUCGAGUACUUGAAGGACAGGCAGGCCGACGACUUGCUCUUCUGCUACCGCUGGCUGCUGCUGGAGCUGAAGCGGGAGUUCGCCUUCGACCAUGCCUUACGGAUGCUGGAGGUGUUGUGGUCCUCGCUGCCACCGGACUGUCCGGCCGAGGGUCUGCAGCUGUUCGAGCGGCGGUACACGGGGACGCCGCCGCCGGACAAGGUGUGCGCCAUUCGCCGGCAAAGCUCGGGCACCGUCAGCCUCGGCAACAGUCCGCUGCUCAAGAAGGAGUUCUCUUCCAGCGAGGCCGCCGUCACCGGUAUGGCCGCCUCCAAGAGGACGCUGAGGUUGGGCACGGCGCCGGCGGCGGGCGAAGCGCCUGACGAGGCCGCCCUCUCGUCGGUGGGCUACUCAACGGAGCCGGCGCCGCGCGCCCUCCUGCCGCCGCCGCAGGAGUUGGGCGGCGGCAACCCCUUCCUUAUCUUCCUCUGCCUGAGCCUUCUGCAGCAGCACCGCGACAUCAUCCUGAGCCGCCGCCUCGACUACCAGGAGGUGGCCAUGCUGUUCGACAAGAUGGUGCGCAAGCACGACGUGACGCGCACGCUCGAUCAGGCGCGCAAGAUGUUCACCGACUACCUGAAGCGGGACUGGGGCGUGGCCAUGGGCGAUGAGGUGGCCGGCGGGGCGGAUGUGGGCGUGUGAUGCUCAGCCGACGGCUCUGGCAGACGACUCGCCGGCCGGCUCGUGGCUGGUCGGCGCGGGCGGCGCGCCAGCCGCAGGAAUGUGAUAUCGAUGGUCGAAUGGGUGGGGUGGGCUGAGUCCGAGCUCGUCCGAGUGGGUCCCCGGCUGGGCGGCGGCGGUCUGCGCCGCUUCGGGGCGCAGGGGCGGAGAAAGCCGGCGGGGGUGCGUUCUGGCGACGGUGCUUUCCGGCACAACGAUUGCGCUGUUUUGCUCGAGUCUCGCAGUCUCGUAAGCCUGUAGCUGAUCAGCCGUUCCUUGUCGCUCCGGAGAGCGUCGGGGAACGGUUUCUCAGCUCCGCGAGGGCAGUCCGAAGUCGACAUUCGUCUAUUCCUGCUGCCUGGUGACGGCGGGGACGGCCCGCCGCACGCUGGGUGGAAUGCGGCCCGGGCUGUGGAGUCGGCAGCGGGCGUCGAGGUCCUGCUCGAGCUCGCGAGACGACGGCGAGCGAUCAGCCACCAGUCCCCGCGCUUAAACAAGCGGCAGACUUGACCGCGGGCGGCCAGUUCUUCAGCAUUCCAGCGGACCACUGAGCGUCUUGACCAACGAUAUGCAGGGUCCAGUCCCGCAUCAGGUGGCGGUGAUUAGCAGGGUUCACGCAGCUUCGUCUAUGGUGCCCGGCCAUGUCAGCACACGGGCACUGAGCUCUCCGACCACGCCUCCGUGGUGUCUGAGUAUGUAUUUCCAUUGCGGGUACGCUCAUUCUUAGCUUGUUUGAAAUCAUGGUGUGGCGCAAGUCCGCAAAAGCCUGUUGCGGAAAGUUUGACGCGGCGUUUGCUUCCGUCGCGGUAUGUCGUCCGUUGAUAUUAAGCGUUUGUCUCCUAUGUUCGUUUAUUGUGGAGUUCAUUUGUCAUACGUUUAAUCGAGUGAAGAGACAAUACGAUGGUCAUUAUUCUCACUCCGAUUUCGUCUCCAAAAUCCUUAUAGCUUUAAAGGCGGGGAGCACAACAUGGGACGGUCUUGGUGCGGCCAAUCGCAAAGAUGCCGAUCCGAUAUACUUCAAGCUAAAAUUAGUUUUUAAAUUUGCAUGCCGUUCUUCAUACAAACCUGUUCUUUACGCCGGCCCGUAACGAUUUGUGAUGGCUACUUGAAUCAUUCCGUUGCCUGCAUGUGGCAAGACCUCGCCAUACAUACCCUGUGCGGCUGCUGCCAACAUGCUUUAUCAUCGCCCUGGUUGCUGGGCCCAGGGCGCCGCAAACCUUUGGUGGUACGAUGCAAGUCGAAAACGAUAAAUUGCGCGGAGGACGAGCACAUUGCCCAGCGCAUGAAAGCUAGAUUUGUCCUCGUCCAUAUCGUCGAAAUCCAGUGCGCCGGACUCAUCGCGCAGUUUGAGUUCCUGCAUUCAGAAGACAGGCGAGGUCCGCAGAAGCCGUGCUGGGAAAGAACCCACGACUCGGUCCAAACGCCCGUCGGUUUUGGCCGUCCGCGUUUACUGGACUCGACCAGAUGCGUACUAUGUACGACGCGUGUUGCGUGUCCAAGUCUCAUCUAGGUUCAGCGUGGGAUCUGCUCCCCAGGCGUCGCCUGGUGAGCCGCGUGGCACCCGCGCCUUGCCUCGCAAAGUGCAAUGCAUUCCGCGCCGCAGAGUGCGAGGGUAGCUCGCGAGCGGCUGGCGGCGUUAUUCAGGCGGCCGGGACGGUGGUCGCGUUAGCUAGCUUCGCAGGCGUCCCGUGUCGUUUCGAGGUGUGCCGUUAAUGUGUGUGGUUGGUGGUCCGUUCCGUUUUGCCGGGCUGGGGCUGGCGUGGGUGGUGGCGUCGCCCUCGGAGCUAUUUAUUCGUAUUUAUUGACUGAAAUACAUGGUGUGUCUUUCA
Molecule: messenger RNA, 3913 nt
Organism: Pollicipes pollicipes
Lineage: Eukaryota; Metazoa; Arthropoda; Thecostraca; Pollicipedomorpha; Pollicipedidae
Product: TBC1 domain family member 25-like
Biological process (GO): regulation of autophagosome maturation; activation of GTPase activity
Cellular component (GO): autophagosome
Molecular function (GO): GTPase activator activity
Source: RefSeq, a predicted model, not a curated record